This is a messenger RNA of Penicillium manginii, 477 nucleotides long. RefSeq names its product protein dprC (gene dprC). Lineage: Eukaryota; Fungi; Ascomycota; Eurotiomycetes; Eurotiales; Aspergillaceae. The record is from RefSeq and is a predicted model, not a curated record. The transcript has 2 exons. Bases 1 to 477 code for a protein of 158 amino acids.
AUGUCCAACCGGAACAAAACCGACACAGCCGGCGCCGGCCUUGCCCAAGGCUCCUCGACCGGCGCCCCCGGCAUCCCGACCGGCCUCCAAGAUCAACGCGCUCAAUACGAUCCCGCCACAACCGGCGUCAAUCCAGCUACCGGUGCCCCCUACACGAAAUCCGACAAGGGCGCAUCUAGGAAGAGCUUCGAUGUCGCUGCCGGGGACGAUCGAAUCCAGCACGCGCCCAGCACGGCCCAACGGGUCCAGAUGGAGGAGCAGCAGGAGAAAGCGGCGCGCGAUCGAUCGAGCAGCUCGGUGGGACAAAUGGGGAAGGAUGUUGGACGUAAGGCUCAGGGAGUGAUGGCGGGGGUACAUGGAGCGCUUAACUCGGCAGUGGACCGCGCGUUUGGAUCGAAUGAAAGCGCGGAGUGGAAUGAGGAGAUUACUCGUCGUGAAGAGGAGAUGCGCACGGGCAGAUUGGGCAAGUGGACUUGA